UUAUUGUAUACUUUCUUACUCUCACACAACUCUAAAUUUGAUUACUCUGACUCAGGCUGCAAGAGAGGAAACACUCUCUUCGCCCGAGGCUUCUCCACAACCUGCCCGAGAGAAAAAAUUUUCCCCCUCCCAGACCAAUCCUGCUGAGGCUGGCGCAUCUGCCUCCUUGCCUAGUCAUGGACCUCCUCUGAGAUCUAUGACUUCUUCUACUGCUCUGGAUGCGACCCCUUCUUCUCAAUUUGAUCCGUCCACCGGAGUUAUGCUACACUUCGUGGAUGAGGAUGAUCCCUUGCCGUCCCCAGUAUAUGAGCCACCUCCCUCACUAGUGGUCUCGAAUAAGGAACCCAUAGUUCCUGAGAUCCCUGUUACUUCAGAUGCAGCAAUUCCACAGGCGUUUGCUUGCCCGAUAGUUGAUGAACCUUCUUCUCCUCCCCAAGAUCAGACUCAGGAUGCAGGCACAGGUUCAGGCGCAGCUCUUUCCUCUCCUGCUAGCAGUGAAGAAUCUUCACCCCAACAAGGAGUUGGUACAUUCUCUGGUGAAACUCCGGGGCUGACCCAUCAAGCUUCAAAAGAAACUUCCCCUCCUCCAUUGGCUCGUAAAUCAAAGCGCACCCAUCCUCAUUCAUCUUCUGGAGGUAUUGAUACUUCCCCUCUGGAGUUGAACAGACUAAACAGGCAGAGAUUGCCCCCUCAAUAGGCAUUGUCUCAUCGGAGGGAAUUGUCACGCCGGACCCUCCUCCUUUCCCAUCCUCUGAUCUUGCCAAGUUGCCCAAACUCUUUGAAGCGCUCGGGCGACUUGAGACGCGGUUGAAAUCUUCAACGCAGCCUUCAGCAACCUCCAUGUCCUCAGAGCAACAUCGAAUCUUUCAGGAAUGGGCAAAGAAAGAAUUCACCGCGUCAUUUAGUCUCAAGGCUCUUUGUGAUCUUGAGAAGGUCAUAACUGAAUUUUUCAAAACCGGUCGUUUGUCCAAGCCUCAGCAUGAUUCUU
Malus domestica (apple) is the source of this 988-nucleotide messenger RNA. The record is from RefSeq and is a predicted model, not a curated record. Lineage: Eukaryota; Viridiplantae; Streptophyta; Magnoliopsida; Rosales; Rosaceae.